UUACCGUUAUGAUUGUGACUAAGGACUAAAACCGAAUAACGGACAACUGGAUGGAACAGCGAUUAUCCCCCAGUUUUCCUCUAACAUUAUCUGUUCAUUGAUAUUGUACUGUGCAAGCCACUAUUGUACUUUGUGCCUCGCGUUGCUUACGUGUUACAUUUUUUCAAUCGUGUAAAUUCGAGGUUAAUAAGUAAACAGAAUGGCAACAAAGACGUAUGAGUUUGACGUGGCUAUGACCUGCGAAGGUUGCUCUGGUGCAGUUGAAAGGGUGCUUAAAAAAAAACAAGGAAUUGAAAACAUCGCCAUAGAUCUUCCUGGUAAAAAAGUUUGUGUCACCUCAGAACUGCCACCCGAAGAAAUUUUGGAGUGCAUUAAAAAGACUGGAAAAGCAGCAUCAUUCAUUGGUGUCCAAGAAUAAUUUUUAGAAUGAGGAAACUUCCGGAUUGCAGCUUGUGAAGCAUCGAUUACAGGAUCGCUAUAUGUCUUUGUACAUUUAUAAAAAAUUUUCUUUCAACUGAUCUCUCGGUGACAAAGCAAUUCUUGGUAAAGCUU
Molecule: messenger RNA, 552 nt
Organism: Venturia canescens
Lineage: Eukaryota; Metazoa; Arthropoda; Insecta; Hymenoptera; Ichneumonidae
Gene: Atox1
Product: Antioxidant 1 copper chaperone
Exons: 3
Coding region: 200-418 (72 amino acids)
Biological process (GO): copper ion transport
Cellular component (GO): cytosol
Molecular function (GO): metal ion binding; copper chaperone activity
Source: RefSeq, a predicted model, not a curated record